AUCGUAUAUUAUCAGCACAUCGCCUAUCUCGAAGAAUUGCAUCGCAAAAAUGCCUUGAACUCCAUCGUAUUAAAUAUCCAGAUCUACCGGUUCCAUUAAUAUAUAGGCCAAGAGAUGGACGUAAACAAAACUGCCUCGUUCCAAUUCCCGGUUCAUCUGAGAAACAGGAACUAGUAAAAAAUGAUAUAGUAUAUUUACCGUUGAAUAUGCUUCCUGAAAAAUUUAUAAAAGAUAUAUUAAGCGAAGAAAAAAUACUUGAUUGGAAUUUGGGAUAUGCUAUGACUGUGCAUACUAGUCAAGGGAUGACGCUUGAAGCUCCACAACGAGUUUGGGUUAUUGAUGAACAUUUGGCGUGGGAUAAUCUAAUAUAUCUUGCAGUAGGUCGUGUAGAAUAUUUGAAUCAACUUGUGCGAAUUGAAG
Messenger RNA from Racocetra fulgida, 420 nucleotides. The record is from the annotation of a GenBank genome assembly. Lineage: Eukaryota; Fungi; Glomeromycota; Glomeromycetes; Diversisporales; Gigasporaceae.